Cylindrotheca closterium is the source of this 256-nucleotide messenger RNA. NCBI's taxonomy places the organism in Eukaryota, Bacillariophyta, Bacillariophyceae, Bacillariales, Bacillariaceae. The record is from the annotation of a GenBank genome assembly.
AUUGAUCAACUUGCUGGGUGGAUUCAUGCUCAUUGGCUGGUGUAAGAAAGGUCUGCUUCAGAUAGAUGGUGAAACCAAAAAGGUUGCUAAUGAUGAGGUGACACUUCACCUCAUUUCUUUGGUGUAUCCACAGAAGAAAUCCAUUUUUAGCGACCCUGAUAUGAUCACACAGGAUUUUGAUAUUCCAGACAAAGAUCUGCAAAACUUUGAAGCCGGCUAUUUUGUCAAUGGGGCCAUCUCCAGUGACUGUGAAUAG